AUGGCCUGCUGCCAAAGAGAGAUACAUUUGUCCUCCAUAAACUACAUGCUGAUUUCUCCACCCCUCAAUACAGCAGCUGUAAAAAAAUCUUUUCAUCCAGCCCUCUAUGGACCCAUGCCAACGGACUACCACAACAACCCACCAGCGGACUACCACAACAACCCACCAGCAGACUACCACAACAACCCACCAGCGGACUACCACAACAACCCACCAGUGGAAUACACCAACAACCCACCAACGGACUACCACAACAACCCACCAGCGGACUACCACAACAACCCACCAGCGGACUACCACAACAACUCAUCAGCGGACAACCACAACAACCCACCAGUGGAAUACACCAACAACCCAUCAGGGGACUACAAAAACAACCCAUCAGCGGACUACCACAACAACCCACCAGUGGAAUACACCAACAACCCAUCAGGGGACUACAAAACAACCCAUCAGCGGACUACCACAACAACCCAUAAGCGGACUACUACAACAAACCAUCAGCGGACAACCACAACAACCCACCAGCGGACUACCACAACAGCCCACCAAUGGACUACCACAACAACCCACCAGCGGACUACCACAACAACCCACCAGUGGACUACCACAACAACCCACCAGUGGACUACCACAACAACCCACCAGUGGACUACCACAACAACCCACCAGUGGAUAACCACAACAACUCAUCAGCGGACUACCACAACAACCCAUAAGCGGACUACCACAACAACCCAUCAGCGGACUACCACAACAACCCAUCAGAAGACUACGGACUACCACAACAACCCACCAGCGGACUACCACAACAACCCACCAGCAGACUACCACAACAACCCACCAGCGGACUACCACAACAACCCACCAGUGGAAUACACCAACAACCCACCAGCGGACUACCACAACAACCCACCAGCGGACUACCACAACAACUCAUCAGCGGACUACCACAACAACCCACCAGUGGAAUACACCAACAACCCCUAA
Molecule: messenger RNA, 990 nt
Organism: Paramisgurnus dabryanus
Lineage: Eukaryota; Metazoa; Chordata; Actinopteri; Cypriniformes; Cobitidae
Source: RefSeq, a predicted model, not a curated record